Messenger RNA from Megalops cyprinoides (Indo-Pacific tarpon), 2998 nucleotides. RefSeq names its product V-set and immunoglobulin domain containing 10 (gene vsig10). The coding region runs from base 284 to 1849 and encodes 521 amino acids. The transcript is spliced from 9 exons. NCBI's taxonomy places the organism in Eukaryota, Metazoa, Chordata, Actinopteri, Elopiformes, Megalopidae. The record is from RefSeq and is a predicted model, not a curated record.
GUAUGGGAAAGAGUCACACCCGGCAUAUACAUGAAAACCUAAAGUAAUCAGACCAGCACACUUAUACAUGGUACCCACCAGGAUUUUUUUUAAAUGUAUUUUUCGAGUGUCGAUCAACAGUGAAUCGCUGUCCGUUCCAUACGAAGAAUUAAGUGAAUGCAUUCUAAAUUAAAAUAUGUGCCGUAGCGCCAUACGUUUAGACAGCUGGUCAUAGGCAUUGCUUGUUCAAUCUAUCCUCCUCUGUGGUUUCGGUGAAUUGGCUGAAGCUGUAUCAGGUGCAACCAUGGAAAGAUCAACAUUUCUCAAGUUUUUCUUCUUACUUCUGACAGGCAUGGCCAUUGGAGAAACCAUGGACAGGAUACUGGGAACAUUGGGAGACAGUGCUUUGCUGCCAUGUAACACCACUGCAGGCAAUGGGAUGAUACAGUGGCUUAAGGAUGGGAAACUUGUUGCAAGCCAGCAUUCAGCAACACUUGGCCCCUCUGAGAGUGAACGCUUUUCCGUAUCGGACCAAGGAGGAUUGAUCAUUCAUGGACUGUUAUUUUCCGAUGAGGGAAUCUACCUCUGUGGUAGCUCACUGCUGGACAGUACUGUAGUAAAACAAAACAUUGAACUACAGGUUGUCAGUGGUCCGGCUAAUCUUACAGCAGAAAUCAAGCCUGCAGCUGUCCUCCCCAAUGGCACACUCUUUGUCCAGAAUGGUUCCACUGUUUUAUUUAAGUGUUCAAGCAAGUCACAUCCAUCCCAAAGUCUGUCUUGGAGUUUUGAAAGCUUGGCAUCAGACAAUACCACUCUGGCCUCUGGCAAUGGAUCCUCACUGGAGUUCACGAUCUCCAAAAUCCAGCCCAGCUAUCAGGGAACUCACAGUUGCAUAGCCCAAAAUACACUUUCAAGUACUACAGCUAGCCAGAGCACACAACUGCUUGUAUACUAUGCUCCUGACAGACACCCAGACUGCCAGUGUACCACAGGAAAUGACUCUUCCCUCCUCCUCUUGAACUGUAGCUGGGAUGGAACCUACCCUUUACCCACAUUGCAUUGGAAGGAGGAACUGGAUACCCAGGGACUGCCCGUACUCAAUAUCUCCGAGAACAAUAACACAUUGGUGGUGAACUUAAGCAGGCCACAACUUCAUGAAGGACAAACCUUUAAGUGCACAGGGUACCAUCCAAUGUCUGCCCCAAAGGAGAAGUCCUGUGCGGUCACUCUGAGGGCUCCAUAUCCUCAAGGACGUGCAAUGAGGACUGCAUUUGAAGGGAGCAAUGUCACUUUGACCUGUAUGGAGGUCAGUUCACUCCCACUGGCUAAAACCACCUGGCGAAAAACAAUCAGACAAGAGGAAAUCAUCCCCAGCUCCAAGUACAUCAUCUCUGAACUUGGCCCCACAUUCAGUCUCACAAUCAUGAACAUCUCCAAACAGGAUGAGGGCGUUUACUUCUGCAGGAGUGAGAACCCCCUUUUGGUGCGAGAGCUCGAGGUCUUCCUGACCGUGAAAUCUUCUGCAACAUACGCUGGUGGAAUUGUCGGAACAUUCAUAGCUGUUUUAAUAAUUGGGGUGGGAAUUACUGUUGGUAUAUCAGCAUACCGCAACCGUGACAGAAUUUGCCUUGGUAAUGUCUUUGGACAAACGCACGAGAGACAGAAUGACAUACUCAACCUGGUUGACUCAGAUGAGGAUGAGAUCUUCGAAGAACCCGUCUCCAGGAUAACCACUACGGCAAAUGGACACACCACAUCGCUUGUACAGAUUCACCGCAUUCCAUCCAGUGACCAUGAAGAUCUAGGUAACACUGACACAGAAGCAGAAGAGAGAACACAGGCACCUGAAGAGGGGCUGGUCCCUUUGUAGAUUCCUGGAUUUUUUUUUAAGAACAAUGUGAUUAUUUUAAAGUUGUAAUACACAGUAGUGUUUACUCCCUAUAAAAAUGUGAGCUGAGCCUGAACAUUGUGCUUGAUUGAUCUUACGAUUAUGUAAAUGUGUAUUGUACAGGUUGUGUUUUUUUUUUUAAUCAAGCGCACUUUUGUGGGUGUUUUCAGGGUAACUUGUUACAGUUUUGCAGUAGGAAUGUAUCUUUUGGGCACAUUUGUAUCAAAGAAAUAUUAAGUCUAUUAUAAAAAUGUCUGAAUGUCUUUUUGAACCUCAUUUUGAAAUAACAGAUACAUUCAGCAGAUGUGUUUGGGUAUUAAUUAUUGAAUAGCUUCUUUAGUGACAAUAUUAAAAAGAAUGCAAAUAUUUUGUUGAGCAUUACUACAUUUUUUCAGUAUUGCCAUCAUCAUCAUAAUCAAUUAAGUCUACAAGUAACUGGCAAAAUAAUGGAAUCACCAACAAAGUGUCUUAAUAGGGUGCUGGGCCACCACAAGCUGCCAGAAAAGCUUUAGUGCAGCUUUGCAUAGAUUGUACAAGUGCUUGAACUGUGUUGGUGGGAUGUGACAGUAUUUUUCCAUGAAAAAUUCCAUCAUUUGGUGUUUUUUUGAUAGUGGUGGAAGACCCUGCCUCAGACGCUGCUCUAGAAUCUCCCUUGAACUGUUCAACUGGGUUGAGAUCUGGGGAUUGAGAUGGCCACGGCAGAUGGUUUACAUGAUUUUCAUGUCCAUCGUACCAUUCAGUAACCACUUGUACCCUGUGGAUGGGGGCAUUGUCAUCCUGGAAGAGACCACUCCCAUCAGGAUAGAAGUACUUCACCAUUGGAUGAAAGUGAUCUUUGGAAAUUGAUUUAUUGCCGUUUAUCUUGCCAUCUAAGGGUUUGAAUAGACUUAUACCAUUUCAGGAGAAUGCACUCAACCCCAUAUCAGAGCCACCAGAACCCUCCAUCAUGACAGACAAGCACUUGGGCCUGUACGUUUCGGCAUGUGCCACACAUGCACUCAUUUGCUUGUCGAGAACAGGGUGAAAGGUGACUCAUCUGGCAGUGACUUUUUCCGCUGAUUCAGCUUAUGCCUGACCAUUGCCUGUGUUCUUUGCACCACUUUACAAAUAAACAUGUAUUUUUGGGUGUAA